Molecule: messenger RNA, 2936 nt
Organism: Carassius gibelio (silver crucian carp)
Lineage: Eukaryota; Metazoa; Chordata; Actinopteri; Cypriniformes; Cyprinidae
Exons: 4
Coding region: 1132-2217 (361 amino acids)
Biological process (GO): DNA integration
Molecular function (GO): nucleic acid binding
Source: RefSeq, a predicted model, not a curated record
GUUUGCAUACAAAACGCCGUUUUUUACGGCGUUUAAAACGGUAUUAGCGCCGUAAAAUACGCCGUCCUUAUAACAGACGCCGUAAAAAACGCGCGUAAACCGUAAAAAACGCCGUAAAAAACGGCGUUUUAGUGUUUGCAAAAAGCGCCGCUUUUAACGCCGUCAGCUUGCCACAGGACGCCGUAAAAAACGCCGUUCGGAAUGUGCAAAAGCGCGCGUUGUUUACGGCGUUUUCCUUGUAGUAUAAUGAGCCACGCCCACUGAUUUCAGUAACCAAUAAGUUUGAACUGUUCUCAUCCAAUCAAUGAUGACCUGACUCAGACCAGACUAGUUUACAUCCGAGUUCGAUUGUUAUUUUAAUCAUUCGGUUGGUUGGUUGGUUGACAUCAAGAUGGACAGGAGAAUCUUUAUUUUGCGUUGUCAGCAGACGCUGAACAAUUGCACUCGACAGCUGACAGAAGAUUCUGGUGUACUACAAUCAACUUUAGUGAGGUAAGGAUUGCUUCGUUUCAGAUUAUAUAAAACACGGGCGUUGUCCUGCAACCAUUUUUCCCCCAACCGCAAUUAAACACACCUGAUUCAGCUAAUCAAGCCCUCAACAGCAUACUGGAAACUUCUAGUCCGGUGUAUUGCAAGUUGAGCUAUACUCUGCAGGACAGUGAUCUUCUAGGACUGAGUUAAGACACCCCUGUUUCUGAACCUUGGAUUUGUGUGCUGUCUUUAGCCCAUUAAGUUGAAUGUUCUUAUUCUAUUCUUAUUUAUUAUCACUUCUAUUAUAUUGCUGAACAUUUUGCAUCCUGAAAAUUCAGUACUUAUAAGUGGCUUUUUUUUUAAAGGCUAGAAACAAUGCAGAGAAGCAUUGAAUGGGCGAGAGGAAGGCUGAUCACUGCACCAGAAGCAGACGAGUUACUCCAGGAUCUCAAUGAAUAUAUAGCAGAGGUACAAGAGCAUAGGCAGCAUGGACAACAAGCCAGUUCCAGUUAUCAGGCUCCACUUACCUGUAGUGGUGAUCGAGGUGCACCCCAUUAAAGCAUCACCAGAGAGCAACUUUCCUUUCUGAGGACGUGUGGUUUUAGUCUUCCUUCAAUAGCAGAGAUUCUGCAAGUGUCUCUGGCUACCAUCAAACGCCGCAUGAAGAGGUUCCAUUUGAAUCGCUCUCUGACGUAUUCUGAAAUAACCGAUGUAGACCUCGAUGCAAUGAUCACAGACAUUGUGGAUGGAAAUGACCAGCUGGGAUCGGAGGCUGUCAGGGCACAGUUACGGGCAGGUGGAAUUCGUGUACAAAGACACAGAGUACGCAGGAGCUUGGUUCGAAUUAACCCAAGGGCAGCAGCACUACGGGCCAUGUCACAAAGACCACACAGAAGGUUGUACAGUGUUGCUGGUCCAAACUCCCUGUGGCACCUAGAUGGCAACCACAAAUUGAUAAGAUGGAGAAUUGUCAUUCACGGUGGUAUAGAUGGCUACAGUCGUCUCAUAGUCUUUCUCCGUGCCUCAAACAACAACCGCAGCAGCACUGUAAUGAGUUACUUUUUGAAUGCUGUGGCCAGGUACGGAGUGCCUUCUAGGGUCAGAACAGACCAUGGAGGAGAAAACCAAGAUGUCUGUGUGAUGAUGAACAUUUUCAGGGGCUCAGAGAGAGGCAGCGCAAUAAGAGGCAGGAGCGUUCACAACCAAAGAAUUGAGAGGCUCUGGGGUGACAUGUGGCGGGGAUUGACUAAUGUAUAUUACAAUCUCUUCCACUUCCUGGAGGCUGAAAGUAUCUUGGACAUAGACAAUGAAAUGCACAUAUGGGCUCUUCACUUUGUCUAUGUGCCGAGGAUCAACAGGCGUUUAUCAGCCUUUACUCAACAGUGGAACAACCAUGGGCUGAGAACAGAACAACACCAGACACCCAUGCAGAUAUUUGUUCGAGGCUGCCUGGAACAACAAGGACAGCGAACCACUGCAAUGGAAGAGAUCUUUGGCAGAACAGCUGGGCCAGCAAAUGAACCUGUUCUUCAGGCACCGGCAGCAGAAUCAAGUUUGCAGGAGGCACCAGUGUUUGACUGGCCAGAGGGAGUAGCUGUUCCUCAAAGUGACUUCACAUUGGAGAGUGCUGCCUUAGAGCAACUUGUUGCACAAAUUAAUCCACUUGGUGGUUCAAGGGGACAACUCGGAGUGGAUGUCCUUCGAAAUGUUUUGUCUCUUUUGACAUCUCUGAAUCCCCAACAUUAAAGAAAAAUAAAUGGUUAUUUCUGUAAUCGCAGAUUAUGGUCACCACUGACUAAUUAUAUGGACACUGAAUUUUUGGUAAGCCAACCACUGAAGUUUGUUGUGGGUGUGGAUAGAUCCACUUGAAGUUAUAUUUUGAGUAGCUGUUACAAUAUAUAAGUAUGGUUAAAGGGUUAGCUCACCCAAAAAUGAAAUUUGUCACUAGUUACUCACCCUCAUGUUGCUCCAAACCUGUAAGACCUUUGUUUGUCCUCAGAACACAAAUUAAGACAUUUUUGGUAAAAUCCAAGGAUGAUCCACAUAAGCAGCAAUGGUACUGCAUCUUUUGAGGUCCAGAAGGGUAUUAAAAGACAUUGAUAGUGUUUCAACAUUAAUAUUAUAAAGUGACGUGAAUAGUUUUGGUGCGCAAAAACAAAACAACUUUUUCAACUAUCUAGUGAAGGACGAUCUCUGAACAAUAAUUCACGAAGCUUAGAUUCUUUAUGAAUCUUGUUUCGAAUUCUUGUUUUUACUCUCAUGUUUCAUCUAAAAUGUCUAUCAUUUGUGUUCUGAGGCCUAAUGAAAGUCUUACAGGUUUGGUACAUUAUGAGGGUGAGUAAUUAAUGACAGAAAUUUCAUUUUUGGGUAAACUUACCCUUUAAGAUUGUGUGAAAUUUUAAAAUAAACAUCACAAAUAGCACGGUCACCAUUUGGAACUUGAAAAUAAAAGUUUCUAUUUCCCA